CCCAAAGUGCUGGGAUUGCAGGCAUGGGCAACUGCACCCAGCCAGGAAUUCUUAAGAACACACAUUUUUCAACAAUAUUAGAUAUAUCAAUGACCCAACUACAAUAUAAAGAAUGCAAGGCAGGGACUUGCCUGUGGGAGUCGGAGCGCGGCUCUUUGGGUUGUGAGUGCUGACGGUUCUGGCCAGUUCCCUUUUAGACUAUGGCGACAUAUCUGGAGUUUAUUCAGCAGAAUGAAGAACGGGAUGGUGUCCGCUUUAGUUGGAAUGUGUGGCCUUCCAGCCGUCUGGAAGCUACAAGAAUGGUUGUUCCCCUGGCUUGUCUCCUUACUCCUUUAAAAGAACGUCCAGACCUACCUCCUGUACAGUAUGAACCUGUGCUUUGCAGCAGACCAACUUGCAAAGCUGUUCUCAAUCCACUUUGUCAGGUUGAUUAUCGAGCAAAACUUUGGGCCUGUAAUUUCUGUUUCCAACGAAAUCAGUUUCCCCCAGCUUAUGCAGGCAUAUCUGAGGUGAAUCAGCCUGCCGAACUGAUGCCCCAGUUUUCUACAAUUGAGUACAUGAUACAGCGAGGUGCUCAGUCCCCUCUGAUAUUUCUCUAUGUGGUCGACACAUGCCUGGAGGAGGAUGACCUUCAAGCACUCAAAGAGUCCCUGCAGAUGUCCCUGAGUCUCCUUCCUCCAGAUGCUCUGGUGGGUCUUAUCACAUUUGGGAGGAUGGUGCAGGUUCAUGAACUAAGCUGCGAAGGAAUCUCCAAAAGUUAUGUCUUCCGAGGGACCAAGGAUUUAACUGCAAAGCAAAUACAGGAUAUGUUGGGUCUGAGCAAGCCAGCCAUGCCCAUGCAACAAGCCAGACCUCCUCAACCACAGGAGCACCCUUUUGUUUCCAGCAGAUUUCUGCAGCCCAUUCACAAGAUUGAUAUGAACCUCACUGAUCUUCUUGGGGAGCUGCAGAGGGACCCAUGGCCAGUAACUCAGGGGAAGAGACCUUUGCGAUCCACUGGUGUUGCUUUAUCCAUUGCUGUUGGCUUGUUGGAGGGCACUUUUCCAAAUACGGGAGCCAGGAUCAUGCUGUUUACUGGAGGUCCCCCUACCCAAGGGCCUGGCAUGGUGGUUGGAGAUGAAUUAAAGAUUCCUAUUCGUUCCUGGCAUGAUAUUGAGAAAGAUAAUGCACGUUUCAUGAAAAAGGCAAUUAAGCACUAUGAGAUGCUUGCUAAUCGAACUGCUACAAAUGGUCACUGCAUUGAUAUUUAUGCUUGUGCCCUUGACCAAACUGGACUUUUGGAGAUGAAGUGUUGUGCAAAUCUUACUGGAGGCCACAUGGUAAUGGGAGAUUCUUUCAACACUUCUCUCUUCAAGCAGACAUUCCAAAGGAUUUUUAGUAAAGAUUUUAAUGGAGAUUUUCGAAUGGCUUUUGGUGCUACUUUGGAAGUAAAGACCUCUCGGGAACUGAAGAUUGCGGGAGCCAUUGGUCCAUGUGUAUCUCUGAAUGUGAAAGGACCAUGUGUGUCAGAAAAUGAACUUGGUGUUGGUGGCACAAGUCAGUGGAAAAUCUGUGGCCUGGAUCCCACAUCUACACUUGGCAUUUACUUUGAAGUAGUCAAUCAGCACAACGCUCCGAUCCCCCAAGGAGGCAGAGGUGCCAUCCAGUUUGUCACACAGUAUCAACACUCCAGCACCCAGAGACGCAUCCGUGUGACCACCAUUGCCCGAAAUUGGGCAGAUGCGCAGAGUCAGCUCAGGCACAUAGAAGCAGCAUUUGACCAGGAAGCUGCAGCGGUCUUGAUGGCACGGCUGGGAGUAUUCCGAGCGGAGUCAGAAGAGGGGCCCGACGUGCUCCGGUGGCUGGACCGACAACUCAUCCGACUGUGUCAGAAGUUUGGACAGUAUAACAAAGAAGACCCCACUUCUUUUAGGUUAUCAGAUUCCUUUUCUCUAUAUCCUCAGUUCAUGUUCCAUCUUAGAAGAUCUCCGUUUCUGCAAGUGUUUAACAACAGCCCUGACGAGUCGUCCUAUUACAGACAUCAUUUUGCCCGGCAAGAUCUGACCCAGUCCCUCAUCAUGAUCCAGCCCAUUCUCUACUCCUAUUCCUUCCAGGGGCCUCCAGAGCCGGUACUCUUGGACAGCAGCAGCAUUCUAACUGACAGAAUUUUGCUGAUGGAUACUUUCUUCCAGAUUGUCAUUUAUCUUGGUGAGACCAUAGCCCAGUGGCGUAAAGCUGGGUACCAGGACAUGCCCGAGUACAAAAACUUCAAGCACCUUCUGCAGGCACCACUGGAUGAUGCUCAAGAAAUUCUACAGGCGCGGUUCCCGAUGCCACGUUACAUUAACACAGAGCAUGGUGGCAGUCAGGCUCGAUUCCUUUUGUCCAAAGUGAACCCAUCUCAGACACACAAUAACCUGUAUGCUUGGGGACAGGAAACUGGAGCGCCCAUCCUAACUGAUGAUGUUAGUCUGCAGGUGUUCAUGGAUCAUUUGAAGAAGCUGGCUGUCUCCAGUGCCUGUUAACACGAGCAUGUGACCAGGAAAUUGAAGAAAACACUGUGUUCACAAUUGUUUAUAAAGGCUUAAUAACAUUCCUUUUA
This is a messenger RNA of Microcebus murinus (gray mouse lemur), 2581 nucleotides long. RefSeq names its product protein transport protein Sec23B. Gene Ontology annotation, molecular function: zinc ion binding; GTPase activator activity. The record is from RefSeq and is a predicted model, not a curated record. Lineage: Eukaryota; Metazoa; Chordata; Mammalia; Primates; Cheirogaleidae. Gene Ontology annotation, cellular component: COPII vesicle coat; endoplasmic reticulum exit site. Gene Ontology annotation, biological process: COPII-coated vesicle cargo loading; endoplasmic reticulum to Golgi vesicle-mediated transport; COPII-coated vesicle budding.